Messenger RNA from Pollicipes pollicipes, 2145 nucleotides. Its product is annotated as zinc transporter ZIP1. Gene Ontology annotation, biological process: zinc ion transmembrane transport. The record is from RefSeq and is a predicted model, not a curated record. The transcript is spliced from 2 exons. Gene Ontology annotation, molecular function: zinc ion transmembrane transporter activity. Gene Ontology annotation, cellular component: plasma membrane. Bases 258 to 1340 code for a protein of 360 amino acids. Lineage: Eukaryota; Metazoa; Arthropoda; Thecostraca; Pollicipedomorpha; Pollicipedidae.
GCUAGUGCCGACUGCACCCCAGUGGCGACCCAUCCCAACCAGGGAGCAGCGCCGGUGCCGGCUACACCCCAGCAGCCACCCACGCCGGCGAGCAGGCAGACAGCGGUGGAGUGAGCGGUCGAGUCGCGUGCUCCGCCCGGCAAGCACCUUUGCGUACCGCCGCCGCCGCCAAGAGUUCACCACAGACUCCCCACGUCCGAAGCCUCCCUGCCGCGGUUGCCCGUCGUCGCCGUGCCUGCGCAGCGCAGUCUGACGCCAUGGAUGACGUGCUGAAGGCCAAGCUGGUGGCGCUGGCCGUGCUGGGCCUGGGAUCGCUGCUGGCCGGCUGCCUGCCGAUGACGGCGCUGGCCGUGCUACGGCGUGGCAAGCGCGGCCACCAGGCGGCGCUUCGGGUCUCCCCCGACCACCCCAUCUUCUCGUUCUUCCUCUGCUUCGGCGCCGGCGUGCUGCUGUCGACGCUGCUCUGCCACAUGGUGCCCGAGAGCCUGGAAAGCUGGAGCGACAUCCAAAGCAACGAUUCCGUGGUCGCCAACGACGUGCCGCUGCCCAGCAUCCUCAUCGGCGUCGGCUUCUUCCUGGUGUACCUGCUGGAGGAGGUGGCGCAUAAGCUGCUGCACGGCGCGCAGCCGCGCGCGGCCGCGCGCGUGCAGCCGGACGUGGCGCUGGUGUCGACGCCAGCGAAGCUGGCUGAUCCCGGUGACGGCGGACUGGACGCCGGAGCACUAGAGGUGCAGCACGGCCACGACGGCCACGCUGGCUCCGGUGAGGACCACGUGCACGGCACUGGAGGCGACGAGGGGCACUCGCACGGCGCCGCCAUCGCCAGCGCGCAUGGCGGCACGCUGGUCACGAUGCUGCUGCUGGUGGCGCUCUCCUUCCACGCAGUCCUCGAAGGUAUUGCCGUUGGCGCAGAGGAGAAUACCUCCAACGUCUACCUCAUGCUAGCCGCCGUCAGCAGCCACAAGUUCAUCCUGGUGUUCAUCCUCGGCCUGGAGAUGCUGACGUCUUCGCUGCGGCCGGUGGCACAGGUCGCCUGCGUGCUUGUGUUCACCGUCGCCACCAUGCUCGGCAUCGGCAUCGGUAUCGGCGUACUGCAGCUGGAAGUGACAGGCCUGGCGCACGACGUGUCGCUGAUGGUGAUGCAGACGCUGGCGUCCGGCACGCUCAUGUACGUCUGCUUCAUGGAGGUGCUGACGCGCGAACGCAGCCGUCAGGGUCACGCCAUGGCGCGCUUCGCCUGCACGGCUGCCGGCUUUGUGCUUAUCGCCAUCCUGGUCAGCCUGGUCACCGAGCCGGAGGAGGAUGAGGGGGCGGAGGACCACCGGGUCCGGAUCUGGUGAGACGCCGUUGUCACCCCGAUCUGCACGCCGGCGGAGGGGAGAAGGGAGACACCGCUGCUGCCUAGUAUCCGACGUGAAGAAAGGCUGAACUUAAGGCGGCGCUGGUCAGCGGAGGUGCUCGGCCCAAAGUCGUGUCUUCAAGGCACCUAGCAGCACCUUGUCUCGGCGAGUUAUGUACCGCAAUGUGGGGCUGGCCGGACAGAGCGGACAGUGGCUGUCAAGGGGUGACUGUAUGGCCACUGGAAUACUUUGCUGUAAGAAAUGUAUACCCAUGUAGUGAAUGUCAGAUGUGCAAUCAUCCAACCUUGACCAACAAGCGUGUAGCAACGUCAGAUAGCAUUUUGUCGUGCGUCAGCCAGGGCUCCUGCGUAUGAAUGGACCGUAUCAUCCCAAUGCUCCCGGCAAUCUUGUCCGCACGUUCGAGUAAAUCUGCCACAACUUUGAUGUUAACCGCUCACACACUUCACAAUCUGGAGGACUGAACGCUUUUUAGGAGAGUAAUCACGAAUUGUUGUUAACGAAAACGUUUUCACACAUGGUUUCUGAUCGAUAGAAACGAUGGGGGUUACCAAUGUUCGACCCUGCGGGCUCAGAUGUGUGUGCGCUGGCUAACCGCUCUCUGCGACGCGCUACAUGUACCGGCGUGUAAACCUGCCCAGCAUAUGAUCACAUACGAUGUAUAUAUUAUAUUACGACACUGGCUGAAUUACCGCUUUUGUUACGUAUAUUACCACAGACCAUCACAGUGGCUGCGACGAUUAUGCUGUGGGCUCAAAGCAGUUUUGCUGUAAAGUGUGAGCAAUAU